CACAAGCCGUGGAUCGAGACCUCGUAUCAUGGCGUCAUCACAGAAAAUACAGAUGAGGUUCUGCUGGAUCCACCUUUAGUGGCUCUGGAUAAAGAUGCACCAGUUCCAUAUGCAGGAGAAAUCUGUGGUUUCAACGUGCAGGGCCUCAACGCUCCAUUUGAGGCUGUGCUUCUGAACGGGACAUCUGGAGAAGGCCGGCUGCGGGCACGAGGGCCGAUCGACUGCGAACGACACCGAGAAUUCAGCUUCAUCAUUCAGGCUCACGACUGUGGCACAGGACCACAGGGCCACGGACAGAAGAGAUCACACAAGGCAGCGGUGCGUGUGCAGGUGGGGGAUGUGAAUGAGUUUUCUCCCGUGUUUGGUCAGCUGGAGUAUCACGGCUCAGUGACGGAGGGUAAAGUGUAUGACAGUAUCCUACAGGUUCAGGCGUCAGAUCAGGACUGUUCUCCACAAUACAGCCAGAUCUGCAACUACCAGAUCACCUCGCCGGACACGGCCUUCGCUGUGGAUCGCAACGGAAACAUCAGGAACACCGAGAGUCUGAGCUUUGAAAAGAAAUCGCACUAUAAGAUCCGUGUGACGGCGUUGGAUUGUGGUCAGAAGAGAGCGACGCAGGACGCGAUCGUGCACAUCCAUGUGAAGCCCAUCUGCAAACCUGGAUGGCAGGGCUGGAGGAAGCUUGUCGACUAUGAGCCAGGAGCAGGCAGUAAGCUCUUAUUUCCCAAGAUGCACCUGGAGACAUGCGAGGGAUCGGUGUCCUGGAUUCGGACCACAGUGGAGCUGGAGACGAGCGGUGUUGGACGCGGCUGCGACUCGGAGAGAUCCUUACAGAAGCUCUGCGGAUCUUCAUCGGGCAGCACAGCUCUUCUUCCGGCCCCUGGCAGAGUAUUUAACUGGACGGCAACUCUGGUGAGAGACGGGGGGCGGGACAGUGACCUCGCAUACCGAUUUGAUGGACAUCAAGCGGCCAAAAUCCCAGACUGGGUCGUCCCACAGAAUCUAACAGACCAGUUCACCAUAACCACAUGGAUGAAGCACGGGCCGAGUCCAGGACAGAGAGCCGAGAAAGAAACACUGCUCUGCAACUCUGACAAAACUGAGAUGAACAGACACCAUUACUCUCUGUAUGUGCAUAACUGCAGGCUGGUGUUCCUGCUGAGGACGGACUACACGCAGACCGACUCCUUCAGACCUGCAGAGUUCCACUGGAAACUAGAGCAGAUCUGUGAUAAGGAGUGGCAUUAUUACGUCCUCAGCGUUGACUUUCCAGUGGUGACUCUGUAUGUGGACGGCGUGACGUACGAGCCGUAUCUGGUAACAGACGAUUGGCCCAUUCACUCCUCUCAGAUCGACGUGCAGCUCACUGUUGGAGCCUGCUGGCAAGGUGGAGAGGUCUCUAAAGCAAAGUUUACGCAGUAUUUCCGAGGCAGUUUGUCUGGACUGACGAUACGACCGGGAAAAAUCGAAAGCCAAAAGAUCAUCUCCUGCCUACAGGCCUGCAAAGAAGGACUGGACAUCACAUCUCUGGAAAACCUCGGACAGAGGAUCAAGUUUCACCUGAAUCCGGCUCAGUCUGUCCUGGUGAUGGAGGCUGAGGAUCUGGAGCAGAUGAACGGCGCGCUGAGGAAAGUUUCCUACAUCAACUCUCGGCAGUUUCCCACUAUGGGCUCUCGUCACCUCCGCAUCUCCACCUCAGUGCAGUGUUUUGGAGAGGAUGUGUGUAUUUCCGUCCCUGACAUUGAGGCAGUUGUCAUGGUAAUGCAGCCCAGUGAAGCGCGCAUCACAAUCAGUGGGGCGGAGCAUCUCACCAUCCCCGCCUACGACCUUGCCCUCGGCCUAUCGCUGUUCAGAAAUUUGCAUAUCAUCAGCACAGUUACCAAAAGCGACAACGUGACAAACACAGAUCACAGGUCAAGUACAAAGGAAACUGCUCAUAAUCUGGAUUACUGUGACAUCAUGGUAUUGGGGGAGGAGUUAAGGACGGGGCUAGAGAGUCUGGAAGUGCAUCACAGUGCCUUAGUAGGCAAACACCUGGAAUAUGCCAACUCCAGCACCGGCAUGUCCAUAUAUGGUGUGGAAUCCAUUUCUCACUACACUGAGGUGAUCAGACAGGUGCGAUAUCAGAGCCGUCAUGCUGUCGAUUCAGUCCGCACCUUCAGACUCACCUGUUCAGAACUCAACGGACGAUACACCAGCGAUCAGUAUACAUUACAGGUCAACAUCCUUCACAAUGAGGAAGCCAGAGAACAUGUCAAUCAUUUGAUGGCCCCGCCUAAAUCUAUGCAAAUUAUUCAUCGCGCAGUCACAGAAUCUAACAACUAUUUCAACUUAGUUGUGCCUGCUGUUACUACAUCAGUGGUUGUGGUGUGUAUCGCCGCCCUGCUGGUGGUUCUGCUGGGUGUUUACCAACUCAACCAAACACAAAACAAAGACAGCAUCCAAACACACACGCUGGCAGAGGAACAAGUGGACUGUGACGGCUCUUCUCUCUCCAUCACUGUCAACCCACUGCAGAAUUGUCAAGAGCUUCAGUCAGCAGAAGAAGUUACAGAGGAGGAAGAGGAGGAUGAAGACUGCGCUAUCUCCAGCACUGAAUCCGACAGCGAUGAGGAGGAAACAGACAGAUCUUUCACACAUCAACAAACCAAAAAGCAAUGGGGAAAAGCAACAUUACACUGCUGAAAAAACAUCACAAUGCUCUACCUGUAGCAUUCCAGUCCUGCAAUACAAGUUUACAAGCAAACACACACACACACACACACACGCUCAGAAAAGACACGAUGCAGUUCUGAUCCUUUGUGGUACUGUUUCAGUGUGAGAUGAUGACAAACUAAUAAAAAAAAACAUCCCGUCUGAUCCCUUUACACUCUGUCUCAACCGCCAGAGGACAAUAACAAAAGCAGGAGACAGAAGCAGCGGUGAAACUCUGAACGCUCAUAAAAGCAGCCACCGGUUCAGGCUUUUGAUAAAAGGGAGUUUCUUUUUCUUUUUUUGAGGCCUCUACGGUGGAUCUUGGAUUAGAUGGGAAUUGAUCAUGCUUACAUUAACGUCCUGAAUUUUAGAACUUGUUUUGACAUGACUCUUCAGUGCUGGCUAGAUUAAAUACAUAAUAGUAAGUAAUCUAUGUUACACAUUUAAAACCCUUGUGUGCUUUCGGGGAUGUUUUCAUCCAUUCUGGGGGGAUUUUGAGCCUUAAUUUGGUCACAACUUUCUCUGCGAGUGAUAUUUGGUGAGUAAUUUUAUUUCAACACUUAUUUUGGGAAAAUGCUUUGAUUUUUUUUUUUUAAUUGAACAAUACACGUCGACUAAACAAUUACAAUUCGACUACCUUUUGUUAUGUUGGUGGUUGUUUUGUCCCCAUUGAUUAUUUAUUAUAAUGGCAUUUUUUGAUUGCAAAGCCAUGAUACCAUAUAAUCAAGCAAUAAUCUUGAUUGUUGCUGGUUUUUCCUGUUGGAAAAAGGUCAAAUGUGUCAUUUUCACUAUUGAUCAUCAGUUGCAGCGCAAAACAAUUAGUUUCUGCCUUCUGUACUUUUUUGCA
Molecule: messenger RNA, 3541 nt
Organism: Danio aesculapii
Lineage: Eukaryota; Metazoa; Chordata; Actinopteri; Cypriniformes; Danionidae
Gene: clstn2b
Product: calsyntenin 2b
Exons: 16
Biological process (GO): homophilic cell-cell adhesion; positive regulation of synaptic transmission; positive regulation of synapse assembly
Cellular component (GO): postsynaptic membrane; cell surface
Molecular function (GO): calcium ion binding; amyloid-beta binding; kinesin binding
Source: RefSeq, a predicted model, not a curated record